Messenger RNA from Siniperca chuatsi (mandarin fish), 2055 nucleotides. RefSeq names its product interferon-related developmental regulator 1 (gene ifrd1). NCBI's taxonomy places the organism in Eukaryota, Metazoa, Chordata, Actinopteri, Centrarchiformes, Sinipercidae. Gene Ontology annotation, cellular component: nucleus. Bases 187 to 1473 code for a protein of 428 amino acids. The transcript is spliced from 12 exons. The record is from RefSeq and is a predicted model, not a curated record.
UCUUACGCAGCCCUGUUUUAUGAGGGAAAAUGUAUCGUCUCGGCCAACAGUCUAUCUCCAAGAUCGCCUUCAAUUCCUUUUUAUCCGCUGUGCCACGGGAAUAUUUUCAUUUUACGAGACAAUACAAUAAAAGCUGGUCGUGUAUUGGCUGAUUUUGGAUCAAAUUAUACAUUUAUUUGCACGAAAAUGCCAAGAACCAAGAAGAAGAAAAACAGGGGAGGGCAGCAUGGAAAUGUGCAGCCUUUCAGUGAUGAGGAUGUCUCCAUUGAGACCCUCAGUCAUUGCAGCAGCUUCAGUGACACCACCAGUGUAGCAGAUGAAGGUGGAGAGUCCAGUGAGGACGCAGCCCAGGAGGAUUUCCAGUACAAGCUGAAGGGGUUCAUAGACAGCACGGUGGAUAAGAGUGCUAAGACCAGACAAGGGGCACUGGAUGGGCUAAAGACGGCAAUGGCCACACGGAUCCUGUAUGAGUUCAUCUCAGAGAGAAGGAUGACCAUCACAGACAGCAUCGAACGCUGCCUCAAGAAAGGCAAGGGCGAGGAGCAGCGAGCAGCAGCUUCUUUAGCCUGCCUGCUGUGUAUCCAGCUGGGCUCGGGCAUCGAGAGUGAGGAGGUGUUCAAGACCCUGAAACCCAUCUUCAAAAACAUCCUGGCAGAUGGAUCAGCCAACAUACAAGCCAGACAGGCUGUGGCGACAAGUCUGGGCCUCUGUACUUUAGUUGCAGAAGAUGACAUUUUGGACGUGCAUGCUACCAUGGAGUGCUUUGAGAACCUGUUCACCCGGUCCUAUGCUAAGGUGGAUGGUACCUGUCCUUUGAUCAGUCCCCAGACAAGCCAGCUCCACACCAACGCCCUCCUGUCCUGGGCACUACUGCUCACCAUCUGCACUGCCAACCAGCUCAAAGACAUCCUGCACAAACACCUGCCUAAACUGCCACGAUUGCUGGAAAGUGAGGAUGUCAACAUGAGAAUUGCUGCAGGGGAGACCAUUGCUCUGCUCUUUGAGCUGGCCAGAGACAUGGACUCUGAGUUUGAGUUUGAUGACUGGGAAGAACUGUGUGAUAAACUGAACGCGUUGGCCACAGACUGUAACAAACACAGAGCCAAGACGGACAAGAGGAAGCAGCGGUCUGUAUUUAGGGAUGUACUCAAGGCUGUUGAGGAGGGUGACUUCCAGUCUGAGACCAUUCGCUUUGGGACGGAGCGGAUGACCAUUGAUAGCUGGGUGAGAAAGAGGACAUAUGAUGCCUUCAGAGAGUUUGUGGGUUCUGGGAUGAACUACCACCUACAGGGCAAUGAAUUCAUCAGAGACGUGUUUGAACUGGGACCACCUAUGUUGGUUGAUUCAGCCACAAUGAAGGCCAUGAAAAUCUCUCGCUUUGAAAGGCAUCUCCACAACUCUGCUGCAUUCAAGGCUCGGACCAAGGCCAGAAGCAAGUUCAGGGACAAGAGGGUGGAUGUGGGAGAAUUUUAACUGUCUUUUUUUUUUUUUUUUUUUUUUUUUUUUUUUUUUUUUUUUUUGAUUCUAAUAACCUAUUUAUCAGCCUUCUCUGCUUUUUUAGAUGAAUUGUCACGGCUCUGUGUUCAUGUGGUCCUCUCCCAAAAUCUAUAUUUUGAGUAUCAAACACUCACCCUCUGUAGGCUUGAAAGGUGCUUCUUUUUUUUUUUUUCUAGCCACCUUUCAAACCAAUAGGAGGCGAGUGGUUGAUAUUCUUAAAUGUAUCUACACAUUAACAGUGGUGUUGUACAUAUAGUGUAUAUUUGUUCUCUCCUCAAGUUAAUAUUAAUUAUGUGGCCUUUUGAACAUAGGUAAUAAGUUAUAUAAUUUAGCCAGCAUUUGUCUUUGCACCGUGUAGUCCUAUUUAGUUCAUAGCAAUGUUAAGACACAUGUUGUGACUGUCCUAACCCUUUGAUGAAUUUGUAUUCAGUUGCACUACCUUGUUAACCCGUAGCAGGUUAUUUCUGUAGAACCUUGGUGAAUAUUGGUGAUGUCUUUUAGUAUUGGGUGUGUAAUCUAAAAGGCAAGGAUGGUGAAAUAAACAUUGAAAAGCUGUAA